AUGAAUUCAAAAAUUAAAGGAAUAACGGAUGAUAUAACAUCAAUUCCACCAGAAGAACAGAGAUAUUACGCAUUAAAUGCAUUUCCUAAAGUUUUGAAGAUUGGAAGAUUUAAUUUAAAUGAGGAAUUCAUAGAAGGUUUCCUAAAUGACAUAAUGAAGAAGGUGGAUAAGGAAUAUGUGGAUAGUGAGUUAAUGAAGAAAGCAGAUAAGGAAUACGUUAAUACUGAAUUAAAUAAGAAGGCAAAUUUGGUUUAUGUUGAUGAAAAAGAUAAUGAAAUUAAAGAAAAGGUUGAAUGGUAUCAUGAAUGGACAUUGGAGACUUUUAAAGUUAAAGCUGAUACAGAAUGGGUUUCAGGAUGUUUAGACUUUAAAGCAGAUAAAACUUAUGUUAACGAUGAGUUAGAGAAGAAGGCAAAUUUGGUUUAUGUUGAUGAAAAAGAUAAUGAAAUUAAAGAAAAGGUUGAAUGGUAUCAUGAAUGGACAUUGGAGACUUUUAAAGUUAAAGCUGAUACAGAAUGGGUUUCAGGAUGUUUAGACCUUAAAGCAGAUAAAACUUAUGUUAACGAUGAAUUAGAGAAGAAAGCAGAUAAGGAAAAAGUUAUUUCAUUCAUUAAUACUGAGUUAGCAAAGAAAGCUGAUAUAUCAUUUGUUAAUGAAGAAAUAAAACAAUCAGAGGUCUAUUUUACUCCACCAUUUUUAAAUUUUAUGAAAUCAUCAGAUAAAACCUUUGAUAUAGAUUCUUUUGAUUGGAUAUGUUUCGAUGGAGUGACCAUGUAUUUAUUUUAUACAGCUGGAGUGCUUUAUUAUUUUAAAACAAAUGAUUUUAAAAAUUAUGAAUCAUUUACUCCAUCUGUUUGGAAUCCUGAUACACGAAAGCCAAUCAUUAAUCCAAGAAUUUUAUAUGUUGAAUAUAAUAACGGUAAAUUUAUGGGAAUGAUAACGGUUGGAGAUGAUUUUUGCCCUUGUUAUUCAUUCGAUUGUAUCCAAUGGUUCAAAUGUAAUUUAAAUCAAGAUGCUAAAUUUAAAUAUCCAAAUAAUCCUAUUAGAUGC
This is a messenger RNA of Trichomonas vaginalis G3, 1050 nucleotides long. RefSeq lists its product as uncharacterized. Lineage: Eukaryota; Parabasalia; Trichomonadida; Trichomonadidae. The record is from RefSeq and is a predicted model, not a curated record. The transcript has a single exon. The annotation marks the transcript as partial.